CCCUUUACCAUCGUCUCCUUCUUUUCCCUUCCUUAGCUUGUGAAAUUAGAUUAUUAUUAAUCAAAUCUUGAGAUUAGAAUUUAAAUUUCUUUUGAUUUAAAAGAUAAUUAUGGCAUCAUCUCCUCUGGGUAAUGACCAUUAUGAGUCGAAAAUCACAUUCUAUGUUCUUUGUUGCUGGAUCCUUGCUGCUUUUGGUGGUCUCAUGUUUGGCUAUGAUAUUGGAAUUUCUGGGGGAGUGACGGCAAUGGACGAUUUCCUGGUGAAAUUCUUCCCGGGAGUAUACGCGCGUAAGCAGCACCACGCGAGAGAGAACAAUUACUGCAAAUACAACAACCAGUUGCUCCAGCUCUUCACCUCCUCCCUCUACAUCGCCGCCCUCUUCGCCAGCUUCUGCGCCUCCAAGGCCUGCACCCUGCUCGGCCGCCGCCCCACCAUCUUCGCCGCCUCCGUCCUCUUCAUCAUCGGCGCCGCCUUGAGCGCCUUCGCCGAGCACAAGUGGACCCUCAUCCUCGGCCGCAUCUUCUUCGGCUUCGGCGUCGGUUUCGGAAACGAGACUGUGCCGUUGUUUUUGACGGAGGUGGCGCCGGCGCAGCACAGAGGGGCGGUGAACAUCCUGUUCCAGCUGUUCGUGACGGUGGGGAUCCUGAUAGCCAACCUCGUAAACUACGUCACGGCGGCGAUCCACUCCAACGGGUGGAGGGUCUCCCUCGGGGUGGCGGCGGUCCCGGCGGCGGUCCUCUGCCUCGGGUCGCUCUUCAUGAUCAGCGAGACUCCGGCGAGCCUGAUCGAGAGGGAGAAGCUGGAGGAGGCGAAGGAGACGCUAAAGAAGAUCCGGGGGGUGGACGCCGUGGACAGGGAGUUCGAGGCGAUCGUGGCCGGCUGCGAGAUGGCCCGGCAGGCGAAGAAGCCGUUCAAGAAACUGAUGAAGCGGGCGAGCAUGCCGCCGCUGAUCAUCGCCGUCGCCAUGCAGGUCUUCCAGCAGCUGACCGGAAUCAACGCCAUCAUGUUCUACGCGCCGGUGCUCUUCCAGACCAUGGGGUUCAGGACCGACGGGUCGCUGCUCUCCUCCGUCAUCACCGGGCUGGUCAACGUCAUCAGCACCUUCGUCUCCAUUUACUCCGUCGAUAGGGUCGGCCGGAGAAAGCUCCUCCUCCAGGCCUGCUGCCAGAUGCUCAUUUCUCAGAUGGCGAUCGGAGGGAUCCUGGUGACGCACCUGACGGCGACGGGGUCGCUGAACAAGGGGCUGGCGGUGAUAGUGGUGAUCCUGGUGUGCACGUACGUGAUGGCGUUUGCGUGGUCGUGGGGCCCGCUCGGGUGGCUGAUCCCGAGCGAGACGUUCCCGAUGGAGACGAGGACGGCGGGGUUUGCGUUUGCGGUGAGCGCGAACAUGCUCUUCACGUUCCUCAUCGCGCAGGCGUUCCUGUCGAUGCUCUGCGCGAUGCGGGCGUACAUAUUCUUCUUCUUCUCGGCGUGGAUCGUCGUGAUGGGCGUCUUCGUGGUGUUUCUGUUGCCGGAGACCAAAGGGGUGCCCGUUGACUUGAUGGUGGAGAGGGUGUGGAAGCAACACCCCGUUUGGCGGAAGUUCUUUAGGAAUGACAAUGUUAGGACCUAUGAAAUGGCUGCCUAGCUAAUUGUUAUAUAUAUAUAUAUAUAUGGAUGCAUGGUUUUCAUUUAU
This is a messenger RNA of Cuscuta campestris, 1675 nucleotides long. Lineage: Eukaryota; Viridiplantae; Streptophyta; Magnoliopsida; Solanales; Convolvulaceae. The record is from the annotation of a GenBank genome assembly.